Molecule: messenger RNA, 3654 nt
Organism: Hypoxylon trugodes
Lineage: Eukaryota; Fungi; Ascomycota; Sordariomycetes; Xylariales; Hypoxylaceae
Exons: 2
Coding region: 1-3654 (1217 amino acids)
Biological process (GO): protein phosphorylation; intrinsic apoptotic signaling pathway in response to endoplasmic reticulum stress; IRE1-mediated unfolded protein response
Cellular component (GO): IRE1-TRAF2-ASK1 complex
Molecular function (GO): protein serine/threonine kinase activity; RNA endonuclease activity; ATP binding
Source: RefSeq, a predicted model, not a curated record
AUGCUGCGACGGCCUCCUGGCGAGGGACGGCUCGUCGCUCAACAGCGCAAGGUCCUACUCGCGUUAGUCGUCAUCUUUCUACCAUGGCUUCACCUUGUCGAUGCUCAGCAGCAGCAACACCGGCAACAAUCACCUCCCGAACGAGCCCCUGUUCCUAACCUCCUUAACGAAUACAAUCAUGAAAAUAUAGCUUUAAAUAAACAUGAUAUUCAUAGCCGCGACAUCCCAAGUCCCCGACACGAGUCCGCUUUUGGCGCCGAGCAAGUCGUAGGGAACAUUGCGGCCGCCGUUCCCUCCUCCGCGGCACGUAACGCUCACGAGAACUCGGCCGCUGAUCGCAUGGACACUAUCACUGCUAAUAAGCAACAACUCGGACAUGUACCCUUUCCUAACGAUGCGAGCGCCCUCGCAACUUUGGCUCCGGCUCCGCCCGUUCGAGCACCAAAUUCUCCAAGACACUUGCCUAGCAUACUUGCCGGUGCUGGGCUCUCCUCGCCGCAGACUGCGCGGAGUCUGGAGAAAUGGGAAGUAGAAGACUACAUUCUUCUGGCGACCGUCGAUGGACAUCUUUAUGCUGUCAACCGCGAAUCUGGUGAUGAGCGUUGGCACCUUCAAGUCGAACAGCCUAUCGUCGAGACUAUCCAUCACCGCCCUAACAGUUCCCUGGGCGGCAGCCGGGAUGCCCAAGAUCGUCAUCCCCUUGACGAUUAUAUCUGGGCUGUUGAGCCUACUCAAAAUGGCGCCCUUUAUGCUUGGACGCCCUCUGGCUUCGGCAGUGGUUUGAUGAGCACAGGCUUGACUAUGAAACAAUUAGUCGAGGAAUUCGGCUCUUAUGCAGUUCAGAAUCCACCUGUGGUCUAUACCGGCCAUAAGAGGACGACCAUGAUAACUCUAGACGCCGCUACUGGUCGCGUAUUAAAAUGGUUUGGUCAGGCUGGCUCCCAGGUCGACCAGAGCGCCACCUGUUUCCCUCCGAAUGGACGCUUUGCCGACUCGGACAGUGAAGAAUGUAGCGAUAGCGGCACUAUUACUCUUAGUCGGACAGAGUAUAUAGUAACUAUUCAUCGAUCCGACGACGGCAGGGAGAUAGCUACCCUUAAAUACGCGGAAUGGGGCCCGAACAAUUUUGAUAACGACCUCCACCAGCAAUACCGAGCGACUCAUGACAAUCGAUACUUCACUAGUCAACAUGACGGUAAGGUCUAUGCACUUGUUCACCCCAGCGGGAUCACAUCCUUCGCCUUGCAAUUUUCCGUCCCCGUUGCACGCGUCUUUGACAUCGCCCGACCCGAAGAUGCUCCCCCUGGCAGCAACCCGGAGCUUGUCCUACUUCCUCAACCGAUCCCCCCUGCUCGAGAUGAAGAUUCUGCCCGUGCUAGAAGCCAUAGUGUCUUCCUCAACCAAACCGAAUCUGGGAGCUGGUAUGCUAUGUCGGGCUGGUUAUACCCGUUGAUUGUCGAUGCUCCCGCAGCACAGUCGAGCCAUAGAAAUAGAUGGAACAACGAGAACCCUUGGAACACGCUUGACAAUAUCUGGGCAAACAAGGCACUGAUUGGUACUCACGUCCUUGGGAAUGCAAGGAGUGUGGCACGGUGGUCACCAACCCUACCUCCAAGCUUGCCUUCUCGUCCCUUUCCACCGGAGUCUGAUAACGACGACAACGAAUCUACUAUGCCGAGUCCGUUCCCCGACCCUGACCCUGACCCUGACCCUCCCAGUAUCGUUGGCAAAGUCAUCACUCUUCCUCAAUAUGCUGCAGAUAAGACGCUGGACUUUUUGAUGAACCCAAUUCUAGUUCCUGUCCUCGUGUACUUACUUAUCCGUUAUCGUAAGGACAUAAUUAGAUGGAUAAGAGGGCGGCUUGGACCAAAGGAAUACCUUGAUACACUAACAUACGUGUUCUCCACCGACACCGUCCCAGAACCUUCCCAGGAAUCCGUUACUGAUGAGGUUCAUCCGCCGGGCGUUGAUGCGAUCAGGAAACACGAGCCAGCAGUAGCUGAACUAGGGAGCGAAGAAAAUGCUGUUCCAGCAACGGUAACAAUUGUGGAACCCGAGCCAAUAGAAGGUGACGGCGACCGUGAACAGCAACAGACUGAAAGCGAGUCCCCCGAGAAAAAGAAGAAAGCUCAUCGCGGCCGAAGGGGAGGAGUUAAGCACCGGAAAGGAGCCAAGAAGCAGCGCGACACGUCCGAGAACCCUGACGGAAGAACCACUGUAGAUGCUGGAGAGGGCAUACCGGGCCUUCAGAACAUUGGCAUGCCUACCAAACUGGAACCGAAUGUGAUGACAAUGAACAAUGACCCUGAGGACGUGAGUGGGCCAAUCGUCAAAAUUGGUGGUAUCGAGGUCAAUCAAGAUGAGCAACUUGGCAUGGGCAGCAAUGGCACUAUUGUGUUCGCAGGGAAAUUCCACGGUCGAGAUGUCGCGGUUAAACGUAUGCUCACUCAAUUCUGGGACAUCGCUACACAAGAGACCCAGUUACUAUUGGAAAGUGAUCAUCACCCUAACGUUAUACGAUAUUUCGCCAUGUCGAAGAAUGACAGUUUCUUAUAUAUUGCGCUAGAGCUGUGUCAAGCUUCCCUGUCGGAUAUCGUUGAGAAGCCUAUGAUGUAUCGAGAUCUUGCGCAGGCGGGUGAAAUGGAUUUGCCCCGAGUUCUACUACAAAUUGCGCAUGGGCUAGGAUUCCUCCACGACCUCCGCAUCGUACAUCGUGAUCUGAAGCCACAGAACAUUCUUGUGACUAUGGGUAGAGAUGGAAAACCUCGGCUGCUUGUGUCGGACUUCGGACUAUGCAAGAAGCUCGAGGGUGGCCAAUCCUCUUUCGGUGCCACCACGGCCCAUGCUGCUGGCACUUCGGGCUGGCGCGCACCCGAGCUCCUCCUAGAUGACGAUGCCCGCGAAUCCUCUACGAUGUCCAUGGCCAGUACGCACAGCGACUCGAGUCAGUUAGUCAGUGCUGAUGUCAUGCCCAAUCGUCGUGCCACGCGAGCAAUUGAUAUCUUCAGUCUUGGCCUUGUCUUUUUCUAUGUGCUUACCAAAGGUCUACACCCAUUCGAUUGUGGCGAUCGGUACAUGAGAGAAGUCAACAUUCGAAAGGGCCAGUUUAAUCUUAAGCCGUUGGAUGUACUCGGGGACUUCGCGCACGAAGCCAAAGCGCUAGUUGAGACAAUGCUACGAUCCGACCCUAGAGCACGGCCAUCGGCUAGGGAUGUAAUGUCGCACCCGUUCUUCUGGUCGGCAAAAGAGCGACUUGCUUUCCUCUGCGAUGUGUCGGAUCACUUCGAACUGGAGCCUCGCGAUCCGCCAUCCAAGGCUUUGGUGGAGUUGGAGGCAUGCGCUCCUCAAGUCUGCCGAGGCGACUUUCUCAAAUCACUGCCCAAGGAAUUCGUGGACAGUUUAGGCAAACAACGCAAGUACACAGGUUCGAGACUCUUGGAUCUACUGCGAGCGCUUAGAAACAAGCGAUUCCACUACGGAGAUAUGAGCGAACCUUUGAAAAAGAUGGUAGGACCUUUGCCAGAUGGUUACCUAGGUUUUUGGACUAGGCGCUUCCCGAAUUUGCUUAUUAUAUGCUGUACGGUCGUUUACAAGCUGGAUCUUGAGGAGUUGGAUACAUUUAAGGAAUACUUCAUGCCAAGGGCACCUCUAUGA